AUGUCAGUUGUGCCCAUAAGGGUUAGGUCAAGGGAAGGAAGGGAGGCUGUGACGAGGGACUUUUUGGACAAUGGGAGUUCUACAUGCUUUUGUUCAGAGGCAUUAAUGAAGACAUUAGGUUGCACUGAGAUGCAAGACGUAAAGGUGAAUGUUGAAACCAUCAAUGGAACAGGGGAAAUUGCAUGUAGCCUAGUCUCAGGAUUGUCAGUAUUAGACUAUGAGGGUAAGAAUUGCAUUACACUCCCCCCAGUGUUGAGCACCUCCCGCAUACCUAUCGAUGAGUGUGAUGUGAUCAGGGCCGGAGAUCUGGAACGCUGGCCACAUCUGCGAGAAAUAGAUAUCCCAGAUGUGGAUGCCGAAGUGGGUUUGUUAAUUGGGAACAAUGUUCCACACUUACUUGAGCCGAGGGAAGUCAUUAACUCAACCCACCUCCAUGAGCCACAUGCCAUACGAACAUUAUUGGGCUGGGCAGUCUGUGGGGCAAAGGACAAGAGGUGUCAAGAGCACAUCAAUAGGAUCCAAGUAACUAGCAGGCGUUUGGAGUUGGACCGCAUGCUGGUGGAAGAUUAUAAUAGAGACUUCCAGGACAUGGCAUCUCCCAAAAGGGAAAUGUCUGCAGAAGAUAAGAAAUGGCUAGAUCUAAUUCAAAGGGGGGUUAGAACUGUAGAGGGGGGUUAUGAGGUGCCACUGCCUCUGCGCGACAAUCUUGGACCCUUGCCAGAAACAAGAGACAUUGCAUUGCUCCGUAUGCACAGUCUUCGUAAGAAGCUAAUGAAGGAUGGUACCUACGCUAAGCAAUACAGUGCCUUCAUGACCGAGAUGCUACAGAAAGGAUAUGCUGAGCGAGUGACCUCAGCCAGCCAGGAAAAUGUAUGGUAUAUCCCUCAUUUUGGUGUGCAACAUCCAGACAAGCCAGACAAGGUCCGUGUUGUAUUUGACUGUGCGAGCAGGGUGGAGGGCACGUCGUUGAAUGACCUAAUAUUGCAGGGACCCGAUAUGAUGAACUCUUUGCUGGGUGUGUUGGUUAAGUUUAGGGGAGGUCUGUUUGCCUAUUCAGGGGAUAUAAAUACAAUGUUUUACCAGGUACGGGUACCAGAACAUCAGCGGGACUACCUCAGGUUCUUUUGGUGGGAAAAUAGUUUUAAUGAGGAGCCAACUGAGUUUAGAAUGGCUGUACAUCUGUUUGGGGCCUGUUCGUCACCCAGCAUUGCGAAUUUUGUGCUGAAACAGACAGCAAGCGACUUUGGGAAUGGGUUCUCCAGGGAGGCACGGGACACCGUUGCUAACAAUUUUCUAUGUAGACGACUGUUUGAGAGCCGAGGAUCGUCAAGAUGCCUUGUUAAGUAA
Macrobrachium nipponense is the source of this 1347-nucleotide messenger RNA. RefSeq lists its product as uncharacterized. Bases 1 to 1347 code for a protein of 448 amino acids. The record is from RefSeq and is a predicted model, not a curated record. The transcript has a single exon. NCBI's taxonomy places the organism in Eukaryota, Metazoa, Arthropoda, Malacostraca, Decapoda, Palaemonidae.